AUGGAAGCAAUCGUCUGGGUACGCAUGCGUAAUGACGUCGAAGGAUAUGCUUCAGAUGCUGAAAUUCAGGCAACUCUCGUAAGGAAGCUUCUUGAAAACUACUCAACGUCAACACGACCUGCCUUGAACUCCUCUAUACCUACACUUGUAACUCAUCGAAUUACUCCUAUACAGAUUCUCGAUAUUGAUGAACAAAACCAGCUGUUCACACUAAAAGUUUGGAUAGGCCUGAGGUGGACUGACGAAUUACUGCGCUGGAAUGAAUCAGACUAUGCAGGAGUUGCUAGUGUCAGCGUCUCAAGUAAUGAUAUAUGGCAACCGGAUAUCACCUUAUAUGGAAGUGUUGACAAAGAAUUCGAAAGACACUUAUCAACAGAUGCUCAAGUCAGCUCCGAUGGAAGUGUGCUUGCUCUGCAACCUAUGGUUUUCAAAGCAUCCUGUCGGAUAGACGCCACAUAUUUUCCCUUUGAUGAGCAGAAGUGCAUCCUGAAAUUUGGAUCAUGGAGUUACGAUGGUUCAUUGAUAGACUUGGAAAUUAACCCAUCUUCUGGGUCGCUGAGUAACUACAUACCAAAUGGUGAAUGGAGCCUCAUAGGACUGCCAAUCAUAAAGCACGUGCUGUACUAUGCAUGCUGCCCAGAACCUUACCCUGAUAUUACGUACACAUUUGUCAUACGACGAAGGUCCCUGUUUUACAUAUAUACGCUGCUUAUGCCAGUCAUGCUGAUGUUCAUUUUGAUUCUAGUUGGUUUCUACUUGCCAACAGAAUGUGGCGAGAGAAUGACUCUGUUUGUCACUAGUAUGCUGUCAUUGUUUGUUUUCCUGUCUCUAGCGAGUCAAUAUCUACCACCUACCUCAGACUCAACACCAUAUAUACAAAUAUACCUGAUGUCUACCAUCGGACUUGUUGCACUCUCGUCGAUCCUGACGGGUUUUAGCAUCAAUUUACACUAUCUGGCGAGCGACUGUUCACCAGUUCCUGGGUGGAUGCGAAUCUGUGUGUUUAAGUACAUUGCCGCUAUAGUUUUGCUCCAAAAUAAAACAAAACCGUUUUUGAAAGCGACAGAAAACUCAAAACACACCGAAGGCGAUGAUGAUAUACAUAUACCACUGGUCGGUGAAGGAAGUGGAGACAUGAGUGCUAUAGAUAUAAAAGCACCUAGUUAUAUCACAAGUUUGCCUGAAAGUGUACAAGAAUGGCGAAUGGUUGCUGUCGUGGUCGACAGAUUAUUUAUGGUUUUGUAUCUGAUACUAUUUGUUAGUAUCACGGCAGGAAUAUUUAUGUUCCUAGAAAACAGACAUGGUCAUUUUUCUACCCACUGA
Molecule: messenger RNA, 1323 nt
Organism: Saccoglossus kowalevskii
Lineage: Eukaryota; Metazoa; Hemichordata; Enteropneusta; Harrimaniidae
Product: neuronal acetylcholine receptor subunit alpha-9-II-like
Biological process (GO): monoatomic ion transmembrane transport
Cellular component (GO): postsynaptic membrane
Molecular function (GO): acetylcholine-gated monoatomic cation-selective channel activity; transmembrane signaling receptor activity
Source: RefSeq, a predicted model, not a curated record